CAGGGGAGGAGCGAGGGGAGCUGGGGCGCCGCGGCGGCCCCGGGCGGUAUGUGAACGCUGCGACGCCCGGCGCCCCGCUCGCUCGGACGCGGGCUGUGACAGCGGCGCCGCGUGUGGUGGCUGCCAGUGCGUCGGCGACGCGGCUGUGGAGACUCCGACGGGCUGAGCCAGGGAAGGGCGGCUCUGCCGGGAGCACGAAAGGCGCGGGGCCGCAGUCGGGGACGUCGGAGACACCAGGGACCCGCCAGCGCGCUCGCGGACUCACCUCCCGCGGCAGCCCCUCAGGACUCGUCAGCCCCGCCAGCCCGGAGGAGGCGGGAUGGACUCCGGGCCGCGGGGGCUGCCGGGAGCCUUGUUGCCUGGGCAACGGGUUGGGCCUCGGCGAGCCGCCGCGACUCCGCGGAGAGCUAGAGCGGCCGAGCCACAAGUGUCGGCGGACCCGUGGAGCGGAAGUGACGACACUUCCUCGGCCUGGGGGCGGGGCUUCGGGUCUCGGUGCUGAGGUCUACCUGUGGACUUCAUGGAAGAGAAGACUCUUGGGAUUGCAACACCCAGAAAACCUGUCUUAUCUGUCAGUGCAAGAAAAAUUAAGGACAAUGCAGCUGAUUGGCAUAACUUAAUCCUGAAAUGGGAAAGCCUCAGUGAUGCCGGCUUUACUACCGCAAGCAAUAUUGCCAACCUGAAAGUCAGCUUGUUGAGUAAAGAGAAGGUUGAAUUAGAGAGCAGCAGCCCGGGUUCCAGUGAGAAGGAAGAGAAGACGAAUCUGGACUACCAUAAGGAACUUGAAGCACUGUGUGAGGAGCUGCAGGCCACCUUGGAUGGCUUGACUAAGAUACAAAUGAAAAUGGAAAAGCUGUCUUCAACCACCAAGGGAAUUUGUGAACUAGAAAAUUAUCAUUACAGGGAAGAAAGUAACCGGCCCCUUCUGUUUCACACAUGGCCCACAGCCUUCUUUUAUGAGGUCUCCCACCGGCUCUCCAAUGCAUACAAGAAGGAGCUCCUCCUGAAGCACACCAUCGGUGCAGAGUUGGCCCACACUGCCGACCGCAACCUCAGCCUGACCUACCUGUCUAUGUGGCUGCAUCAGCCGUACAUAGAGAGCGACAGCAAGCUGCAGCUGGAGAGCAUGCUGCUGGAAACAGGGCACCGGGCCCUGUGACUCCCCAGCCACCUUGCCUGUGAGCAGGGCCCCAGGGCCAGCCCCAGGACCUCUCCAGACACGAGCGCUUGUGCAGCUGUCCUCCUCUCUGCCUUGUCCCAGGCUAUCAUGUGGGCACCACCGAGUGAGACAGACAGAAGAGUGGCAGAGGGCCUCAUUCGUGAACUGAGUGUGCUUCACAUAUCACACCUCUGCAGACAACCCUGCUUUCCUAGUUUAAUCUGCACCUACCCACUGUUGUUGUUUGGUUUUUGUGUACUGGGAAUCAAACCCAGAUUUCACACAAGCUGAAUACUUAACCACUGGGCCACAUCCCCAGCCCUGUGCUUAAAAUUUGAAGAGAGCGUUUUAGUUCUGUAAUUAUAAGUUAAGCCCAUAAAUGUUUGAAGUUUAAA
This is a messenger RNA of Onychomys torridus (southern grasshopper mouse), 1554 nucleotides long. It is a transcript of the gene Cinp, whose product is annotated as cyclin dependent kinase 2 interacting protein. The transcript has 5 exons. The record is from RefSeq and is a predicted model, not a curated record. Lineage: Eukaryota; Metazoa; Chordata; Mammalia; Rodentia; Cricetidae. The coding region runs from base 521 to 1159 and encodes 212 amino acids.